AAUCACAUCACCAGGCCGCUAACAAUCACAAAGACUCUGCCAAUAUUCUUGCAUCGCAGCCAAUAACGGCGCCAAUACCGAGACUUAGGUAAACUUUUAUAUACGAGACAGGUUACUCACUAGAUACGAGACAGGUUACUCACUAGAUACGAGACAGGUUACUCACUAGAUACGAGACAGGUUACUCACUAGAUACGAGGCAGGUUACUCACUAGAUACGAGGCAGGUUACUCACUAGAUACGAGGCAGGCUACUAGUGCAGCAGCAACAAUAUGCUGGUGAAGCUAGUGCUGCUGGCCGCCAUGGUGGUGGGGGGCGCGUGGGGGUUCCUGGGGCGCGGGGGUUUGCUGGAGGGCUAUGGGGAUGUGCUGGGGGUUGUGUGCCCCCAAUUUGACCCCCGCACCCCCGCCUGGGACCACGUGGCCAUCACGACGGAGGGGGCGACCCGUGCCCUCGUGGAGCUCUUCCAGGAGGAGUCUGCCUCGUAUGUCCACCGCCGGGGCAUGACGCUGACGGAGGCCUACCAGGCCUACAGCGGCGACCAGGCCUGCCCCCGUCGACUGCUGCUCGCCUUGCAGGACAUCACCGACGCCGCCACCGCCACCCACGAGGGGGACAUGGGGGCCACACCCAUGUACAACUUCAACAACGAGCAGUUCUUAGCGGCGCAGGCGGUGCUGGAGGCGCGGUGGGGGCGGCUGGUGGGCGCCGUGCAGGCGCGGGACAUGGCGGCGGCCCGCCUGCUGCUGGGCACGUCCCUGGCCGCCCUGCAGGACUUCUAUGCCCACUCCAACUGGGUCGAGCUGGGCAGGAGCUCCAUCCUGGAGGACCUGGGGCUGCCAGGGGGGAAGCUCCCUGAGGUGGCGCGCCCUGAGGACGAGGCCUGCGUCAGCUGCCCUCAGGAGAAGACCUCGGCAGGAUGCACCACUCGCCUCGCCGACUCCCUCUUGACCGCGGGUUUGCUAACGUCAGACUACGUCGCUGCCACAGGACUCACGCCACUGACAGGCAAGUGCGUGCUGCCACCCCGCCAGGAUGGGGGAGAUGCGCGAGUGGCAGGAGGCAUCGGUAAGGACCUGCCAUCAGCCUGCUUCAGCCCCCGCCCCGACCUGCACGACCGCGCCGCGCAGCUCGCCGCGCAGGCUACGACCCACUACCUGACGGUGCUGCGGCAUGCGGUUGGUAACGACCUCUUCAGCCAGCUGAUGGCCACCACACCGCGGCCAGCGCUGGCCAUCGUGGCAGAUGGACGGGCGGACUACACUCAAGUUGUCCUCAACAUCCUGCAGAGCGGACAAUGGACACGGCAGAACAACAAGGAGCCUGAGGAAUAUAUCCUUGUGACCUACUCCGAGACACUGCGGGGGGGCGGCGUGCUGCGGUCGACGUCGCGGGGGGCGCUCGUGGAGGCCCUCAAGACGGCCGCCCUCGACCCCUCGCCUGCGCUGAGGGACCCACUCUCCGCCCUUCACAUGGCGGCACACGCGGCGCCCCCCGACGCGGAGGUGUUCAUGUUGACCAGCGACGCGUCCCUGGGGGCGACCACCACAGGGGGCGCCACGCCCCUGCACACGCAGGAGCUGCUGCUGCGCAAGAGGAUCAAGGUAACACCGCUGAUGGUUGGCCAGAUUGCACAACGGGUUCCACGUGCGGCGGUUGCCCUGGGCUCGCUCCAGCUGAACGGAUCUGCAGAGCACGAAGCAUCACUGAUCAUAUGGGGUGGUAACAACUCCAGCCAUGUUCCCCAGCCGUUUGAUGUUGACAAGGAGAAGCUACAGAUGUUGUCGGCAAGUCGCGUCUACCAGGUCCUGGCAACGCUGUCUCUGGUCACAGGAAGUCACAUCAUUGACGUGCCUUACGAAACUCUGAAAGAGGUUUCCACGAAUAGCGACUACAACCGCUAUUACGGGAACUCUUACACCGAGCUUACCCUCACUACUGUAGUGCUGGCUCUAUUCAAUCAAGGGGUGCUGCUCCAUCGUGACAUCGCAGUGUCGACCUCAAAGACCAUCAGCAUCCCCCUGGACAACAGCAUCUCAGGCUGCAACAUCGCUCUCUACGGCGCCUUUGUCUCGGCGACCAUGACGGCUGAUGGAGGCUCUGCCGUCGGACUGCUGACUCAAAGAGCCCCAGCUAUCCCCAGCAUGUCCAAGACUGACGUAGAUCGCACGUUCAAGUACGUCAGCGUACCAAAAGGAUCCAAGAAGCUAACGUUGACGUACCGUCCUGUUGACGUGGCCUCUGUCAUCGUCACUGCGGCGGCAACAACGGAUCUCAUCCCUGCGUUCUACCGAGCUGACGUAGACAGCAUUUACCCCUCCCUGCAACCUCUCCCCCAACCCCCCAGCGCUGGUAUGGACCAAUUUCUUGGCGUGACUGUGACUGCCGUCGACACGUCCAGUCAACGGCACGUGGUCUCCGUAGACUUGGCGCCGCUCAGAAGCCCAGACUCCGCCCACGCCCUACUGCUGCCAACGAUGUCACCCAGACUUAACACUUACGUCAGACUCGACGACUCUAGUGCGCUUCCUCGGUCGCCAUUUAGCGUCAUCUACAGAGCACAGGAUUCUGACGGUCGUGAACUGGUAUGAACUGGUACGCGUGAGUCAGCAACUUCAGUUGCUAUGCGGGUCUCGCCUUAGCCUGAGCAGCGGUC
Hyalella azteca is the source of this 2656-nucleotide messenger RNA. RefSeq names its product von Willebrand factor A domain-containing protein 7. The record is from RefSeq and is a predicted model, not a curated record. The transcript has 15 exons. NCBI's taxonomy places the organism in Eukaryota, Metazoa, Arthropoda, Malacostraca, Amphipoda, Hyalellidae. Bases 273 to 2591 code for a protein of 772 amino acids.